This is a messenger RNA of Jaminaea rosea, 725 nucleotides long. RefSeq lists its product as hypothetical. The coding region runs from base 144 to 677 and encodes 177 amino acids. The record is from RefSeq and is a predicted model, not a curated record. The transcript has a single exon. NCBI's taxonomy places the organism in Eukaryota, Fungi, Basidiomycota, Exobasidiomycetes, Microstromatales.
UGCUAUCGAGUGCGGUUGAGUUGUGGCGUCGUGCUUACAGGUGAGAAGCAGCGGGGAGCUAGGAGAGCUGACGAGCGCGAGGAGAGCUGACGGGAGCGGAGAGAGUGGCCCGUUUGACCAAGCGCAAUGAUGAGCACGGAGCCAUGAUAUCCAGGGCUAGAGAGCACAGGAGUGCGAGACGGUGCACGUGGAGCUUUCUGCUGCUAAAAAUCGCCGCGAGGCUCUGCCUCGAUUGUCCGCCAUCGGUCUGUCCCACCCUCAUAGAGCCAGGCAGCGUCUGUGCCGCAUCGUAUUCGCACUUGUCGAGAGAGUCGGAGCCGGCUCCAGUGGUAGAUGGCGUGGGUGCGAGCGGAGGAGAAGGGCAGUGUGCAGAGCGAGGAAGAGGCGUAAUGCAUGAUGGAGAGGUGGAUUUGGAUUCGACGCGUGGUGAUGAGGAUCUGGUAGAAGAUCGAGAUCAAUCGUUCAAGGAGGAGCAGCAACGGCGAACGUGUCGUAACGCCGAUAACCUCUGGCCGGCAGACUACCUUCCUGCCCUCGUGCCCGCUCGUUUCUCAAUCUCCGUCGGCGUGACCCGCCAACAUCGCUCCCUCAAAUCUGACUGCAACCGCCGCCGCCAUUGCGGCCUCGUUCCCUCAAGCUUGGCGCUCGCCGAGCCCUGCCUCAAUGAUAGUAGAUAGCGACAGCAGGAGGGAUGGUUCCGCUGGUAAAAAGCGCCUCCCAUUGGC